Molecule: messenger RNA, 765 nt
Organism: Silurus meridionalis
Lineage: Eukaryota; Metazoa; Chordata; Actinopteri; Siluriformes; Siluridae
Gene: tmsb1
Product: thymosin beta 1
Exons: 3
Coding region: 155-295 (46 amino acids)
Biological process (GO): actin filament organization; regulation of cell migration
Cellular component (GO): cytoplasm
Molecular function (GO): actin monomer binding
Source: RefSeq, a predicted model, not a curated record
AAUCAGAGUGAGGGGUUUUGCAUAGCGGGGCGUAAUUUCCUACAUAUUAAACCGCUAGUCUCUCGCGGAUUAAGCACACAAACACACAAACACACACACAGAGAGCUUCCGAAAAAGGUGUACUUUCAGUACAAGGGCACUCAGAACAUCCAAAAUGGAUGACAACCCAGUUAAAGAUGAGGUGGAGAAAUUCGACAAGAGGUGUCUAAAAAAGACCAACACCGCAGAGAAAAACAGUCUUCCAACAAAGGAGGACAUCGAACAAGAAAAGAAGGCUACCACUACAGCAAAAUGAAGCCUGUUGGGCCAUGAUUCUUCAUGUAUCUCUUUUUUCUAACAACAACUCCCCCCUCCCCCAAUCCGUUUCCCUUUCUCCAUUUUAAAUCAAUUUACUUAAUCACAGCUUCACCUCCUGCACUUCAAUACCCUCAUUUAUAUAAUAUCACAGUCUCCUUAUAGUGCCAUAGGCAAGGAAACAUGCAACCAGAAGGGGUAGAGGAGUGAGCAUGCAAAAAUCCUGUGUAAUUGCACCUAUGCAUAUUUUUUAACUUUUUUUUUUUUUUUCAAUUUUACAUUCCGGAGAAUGGACUAAGGUGGCAUGAGCAGUCAAACACAAGUGUGUAGGUUUUAACAUCAGCCAGUAACUCUGUCAUCUCUGACCAUGUCUCUGUAUCUGGUAACAUUCGUUGAGUUAUCAAGAAAAUGACGUAAAAAUAUUUUUGUUUAAAAAAAAAAAAACAAUAAUAAAAUGUUGUUUAAAACAUA